AGGGCAAGACAGGCGUUCCUUUUGUCGAUGCCAACAUGCGAGAGCUGGCUGCGACAGGCUUCAUGUCUAACAGAGGGCGGCAGAACGUCGCCAGCUUUCUCACCAAGGACCUGGGUCUGGACUGGAGGAUGGGGGCGGAAUGGUUCGAAUACCUGCUGGUGGAUUACGACGUCUGUAGCAAUUACGGCAACUGGUUAUACAGCGCUGGUAUUGGCAACGACCCACGGGACAACAGGAAGUUCAACAUGAUUAAACAAGGCCUGGAUUACGAUGGCAAUGGGGAUUACAUCCGGCUGUGGGUCCCAGAACUACAGGGCAUAAAAGGAGCAGAUAUCCACACCCCUUGGGCACUCAACAGUGCUGCUCUCUCUCAAGCAGGAGUAACUCUAGGUGAGACCUACCCACAGCCUGUUGUGACAGCCCCGGAGUGGAGCCGACACAUCAACCAGAGGCCUGUGAGUACUGGGAACGUUCGGAUGGGGAGAGGACCUGCACGCACGCCAGUGCAGCACCAAGACAGAGGGGUAGAUUUUUACUUCUCUCGCAAGAAAGAUGUGUGA
Messenger RNA from Tauraco erythrolophus (red-crested turaco), 560 nucleotides. The record is from RefSeq and is a predicted model, not a curated record. Lineage: Eukaryota; Metazoa; Chordata; Aves; Musophagiformes; Musophagidae.